AUGUUAAAGUGAUUAGUUUAAGCUGACGUUGCGGUUUUCGCCACCAAACAAGAUGGCGUCGGAGUAACUUUAUUACGUAAUGAAUUUGAGUGACGUCAUCACUUCCACGUCACACCAUGCAAAGGUGUCAGUAUCGGUGGCUUUGGAAGGAGGGGUUUCCCCAACUACGUCAUGGUAUGCGGGUAACUUAUCAACGGGACAAGAAGUGGGGGGGAGAAUUGGAGGGCAUACGCUACCCCAGGUGAUUGCUAUAUCGAUCAUGGCGGUUGUCCUCAUGGUAGUCACCGUCACCGGCAAUUUCCUUGUGAUCGCUUCUUACCGGGCCAACCGACAACUUCGUACAAUCAACAAUAUGUUCCUUGUAAGCUUGGCUUGCUCUGACUUAGUUAUUGGAGUCGUAUCGAUGACCCUCUAUCCGAUCUACAUGAUAACCCGAACCUGGAUGCUCGGGCCAAUACUAUGUGAUAUCUGGUUAUGUAUUGACUAUACAUUGAGCAUGGCAUCGGUGGCGAAUCUAAUGUUGAUCUGCUUGGAUCGCUACUUCUCCGUAACAAGACCCUUCACGUAUAGAGAAGGGAGGACACGUGGCAAGACUCGUAUAUUUAUAACUAUAGCUUGGGUGUUCUCAAUGUUGCUGUGGUCUCCUGCUAUUGUUAUAUGGCCAUUAGUGCGUGGAAGGACAGUUGAAGACGACCAGUGCCAGAUUCAGUUCUUUGAAGACGCAACCAUCACGCUUGUGACAGCUAUACUUGCAUUCUAUCUACCGGUGCUUGUAAUGACUGUACUGUACGGUCUUAUAUACAGAGAAACUCGUAAGUGUUCGCAGUAUUUGGAAUAUUUAAGCAGUUAUGGUAAGUCAAGAUCAACCAGCUCAGCGUCGCCAUUUUUGAACUUGCGCAGGCGAAGUUACAGAGGCCAAACACCAAACGGAUCGCCGAAAUUGGGGUCGUUUCCACUAUUUUCAAAGGCGCCCGGUGAUGGCGGUAAUGAACCAAGAUCAAGGCUGGGGUCCUUUGGAUCUGUGUCGCUGUUUCAACGUCGAUCUAGUAAAGGGAGAAGUAACAAUGAUAAACUUGAGUCUAGAAUCCGUUCGAAUUCAACCGCACCUAGGAUCAGUCUCAGUCCUUUGGCUCAAGAAGCGAAACCUGACUUUGCCGCGAAAACGGAAGAUUCCGAUUUUUGCGAAGUAUUUGUCCCUCCACCGAAACCAAGGUCGAAAAGUUUUGUUGAAAAAGUUCGAUCCAGAAAACAUUCGACUACUGAGAGCAAAUCAAGUCAAAGUUCGAAUGCGACAAAAACCGAAUCAGUUCUGGAAAGAUUAAAACAACAAAGCAGUGCCAGUGAACAAGACAGCCUUGGAGCAAGAGACAGGUCGUCUAAAGUCCGUUUGGUGGCCCCAAAGGUGCAGGUAUCGAACCAUGACGAUAUUGAGAUCACGUGUCCACGUCAACGGGCACGAAGUGGGGGUUCGGUUAGAAUGCCUUCAUCCGAACGUAAAGCAGCGAGAACAUUGAGCGCUAUCCUGUUGGCAUUCGUUGUAACGUGGUUACCCUACAACGUGUGUGCUGUGUAUAAGUCAUUUUGCGCUGAAGGCCACGAAUGCAUACCAAUAGCGGCUUGGGACGCCGCGUAUUACCUCUGCUAUAUUAACUCGACCGUCAACCCGUUCUGUUUCGCUUUGUGCAACAAAACGUUUCGUGAAACUUUCAUACAGUUAUUAUGCGGUCGCAAAAGAGGCAAAAUGGACGACCUGCCACCUUCGAAACGAAAAUCUCGCGCUUUUAAGUUACAACAGUCGUCAUCGUCGUCCAGAAGCACGUAAGAUUAAUGAAAAAAUGUCACGUAGCCAAAUAUAGUUUUAAAAUGUUCCAGGACGCUUCUUUUACCGAGAAUAGACCUUGACAUUUCCCUAACCUUUAAAAUUGGUUAACAGUAAGCUACCGUCUUAUUUACCCACCAAAAAUUCUAGCAAAAUAUGCCUAACAAAGCUUUGCAGCAUGCAUCAAUGCAAACCUUAUGCCCAAGGUGAUAUAAUAAUACAAAUUACCUUAUUGAGUGAGUAAACACGUCAAUGCCCUAUUUUGCAAGAACCUGAAAAUCUAUUAUCAACGUACUUUACCUUCAAGGAGUUACGUCAUCACUGCCCAUUAUGACGUCAUGUAUUUCAAUUGUUGCGUAAGUUGGGAGAAAUGUUCUGUCGAAUAUAAAAAACGUAAACAAGCGGCAAUGGCUGAGUUACGUUGUUUUGAAUGCUAAUCUAUGCACUUACAUUAAGAAAAAGCUUCACUAUUUUAUUUCUUACAGACUAUAUUGUAUUUAUUAUGAAUAAAAUUACUGUUUCGUUUGGA
Ciona intestinalis (vase tunicate) is the source of this 2348-nucleotide messenger RNA. Its product is annotated as muscarinic acetylcholine receptor M2. The record is from RefSeq and is a predicted model, not a curated record. NCBI's taxonomy places the organism in Eukaryota, Metazoa, Chordata, Ascidiacea, Phlebobranchia, Cionidae. Gene Ontology annotation, cellular component: synapse; dendrite; plasma membrane. Gene Ontology annotation, biological process: G protein-coupled receptor signaling pathway, coupled to cyclic nucleotide second messenger; adenylate cyclase-inhibiting G protein-coupled acetylcholine receptor signaling pathway; chemical synaptic transmission. Gene Ontology annotation, molecular function: G protein-coupled acetylcholine receptor activity; G protein-coupled serotonin receptor activity.